GUACGUGGCGCCUAUGGCCAAAUCGGCUGCUCUCCUGGGCUUCCUGGCAGAUGAUGAACUGCCUGAUUUUCACCUGGGUUGGCCUGGCAAGUUUGGUCGAAGCACUGUCGUUGGUUUCCAAUUUAUCGAGCAGUAUGCCGGCCUGGCCAAGAUGACAGAGGCCGUACGUGAGACCCAUGGAGAAUCAACUGCCCGCUUGGACUAUGAGUACCACAGGGGCAUGAACAUUUUAGAAGAGAGUGGUUUCUUGACACAUUGCGCCAGCAUUUUGCAGGGAGACCGGAAAGGCUUCGUCCUGUGGAAGGCCAUCAAAUGCAGCACUUGGGUGAGCAUCGCUCAAGGUUCGUGCCAUAGAACUUGGCUAGAUCCUCUUGGAUGCCAAACUUCUGCCGCAGUGGCGGAAGGAAACGAGAUGGUAGGUGUGGCGAACGUGGUUCUGGAUGUGUCAUUACAGACUUACACAAAGCAGUUCGGAAUGAAAAUGGCGUCCCUCCUGCCAAAGAUGUUGGAAAGAGAUUCUCCACAAUUACCGCUUGCCAGGGAAGACCAACAGAAAGCUGUCGCUGAGUUCGCCAAUCUUUGGGGGGAUGGCGAUUUGGGUGACCUCUGGGAGGAUGCCGGGUUGCCAAAAGUAGCCAGAUACAUUUUCAGUGCCAAAGGCCCGGCCAAACUGCAGCGGCCUGCAUUGACAGGGAUGUGCCGCAUGUCAGCUGCGGGCCAUGGAGAUGUUCUUCGCAACGCCCAUUCGGCCUCAUCAUUGCUCUCCGGGAUUAACCAUAUGAAUGAAGAUUCCCUUUUUGCUCGCAUCAAGCAUGAGCUGCCUGAUAAUCUAGAAGAUUUGGAGCAGCUACUUCACGUUUUUCAGCAGGGCAGGGAUGGCCAGUUGGCUGGUUCCAAUGUCGAUGAGAAUGCUUUGAAGUCUGUCAUGGCCAAUUGCUUCUCUUUAGCUAGCCAGCACGUAGGAGUUGGCUGCUGCUGGUCGUAUCCCUUGCGCGAAGCGUCAGCGAGACCUUUGGUUGCAACUUGUGCUAAGACGCCAGCGGCUCCCCCAAUGAGCCCAUACUUGAAGAUGGCUGCUGUUGAUCCCAACAUCAUGCCCUCACCACCGCCCAAGCCAUCAUCCAGCACUGAGCUUCGUGGGCCUUCCGCAGUGCCAGCAAAGGCAGUGAUGGUCAAGCCUAAGGCAGUGCCGAACACGGCGCAACGGGUUCAAAGGCUUCUGCAUUCCCCCGAUCGGGCCGGGAAUGGGAAGGGCAAGGGAGGUGUUGUUCGUAAGUUGGAUGCUGCUUUUGAGAAGGAGGCGGGCUGGCUUGUCGGGAUCCUUGGCAAAAACCCGGAGCUGCUGCAGCAGUUGCAAUCUAAGCUUCCAGCUGAUGAUGUGGAAAAGUUGGCCAAUGUGUUUGGGGCAAAGGGGCCACAACAUGGAGAUGCGCAUGAACCCACAUUUCCUCCCAAACCGGCUGACAUGGAGACAGACCUGAACAAGAACGAGAUCGCAAAGGUCAAAAGGGUCGUAACCCCAAAGGCAUUGACCGGACGCUUGGAAGUCCCAGAGGAUAUUUUCAAGCUUUGGCAAGAUCCCAAGGGUCAAGAAAAGCUUCUCCGGUUGUGGUGCAAGAGUGGCGGUAUCAAGGCUAUUUUCCUGGAACGUGUCGAAUUUCUGAGCGUCACCCGCAAGACCAAAAAAAUUGAUGUCAAGGGUGGUUUCUACAGUGAAGAGGACAUGCAGCGGAUUGAGAAGAUCGUGAAAUUUGCCACUCUCAAGAAGCUGGUCCGGAAGUGUGAGUACGACGAAGACACCAACGAGUACUGGGUGAAUAUCAGGACCGAGGGUGUGCUCUCCCGAGAGGACAUCGAGGAGUUGUCCCGAAAACGGAGUCAUGAACAAGACACAGCGGUUGGUGCUGACUUUUUUUCUGGGAUGCCUGACGGUUUGGAUGAGUUGAAUGGUGGCUUCCCCGGGGGUCUUGGUGGUGCCCCUUUGGAGCAAGAACUUGGGGACGGAAGUCAGUGGAUGCCACCACACUCUCCCUCCGAGAUGUUCGCACCUCAGCCCAGGACUGUGAAGAAGCUGGACGGGAUUGUGACGGCAUUGGAGAGUUGCUAUGAUACUAUGGCAGAACUUCAAGCUGAAGGUGAUAUUGAGGUGAGCGACCAAGUGCGGCGCUUUGCGACGCGCUAUGCUCGUGGAGUAACACGCCUGCAACGUCUUCACUUGAGAAGUCGGGUGGGGAAAACCAGCAAUGCUCCUGCCAAUGAACUCGUGGAAGAUGCACGGUCAGCAGUCAAGCGUGACCCGUGUUUGGUGCUGAAAAAAAUUUCGAAAGCCCCGCUGCAUGAUGCUGACAACAGAGUUUUUGAAGCAUUGAAAAAAGCUGGAUACGCGUUUGACGCCCCCAUAACAUCCAUAGCUCUCAGUGAUGAUUUUCAGUAUCCUUGCAUACGGCCUAUAGACAUGAUCCGCAAGACCAUCGAAGCUGGGUUCAUUGACAAAGUUUUGGGGGUGCCGCCAUCCCGUGCUGAACAAACUUUCUCGCAGUUCUGGGACAAAUAUCGAAAAAUCCACGGGGAUCACGACCUGUUUGACCCUGGUUGGGGAAUGGACUUCAACCGUUUGGUGCCUUACUACCUUCAUGGAGAUGGUGGACGGACUUACAAGAAAGGGUCCAUAUUGGUUUUAUCUAUGUAUUCUGCUUUGGGACAGGGAACUGCCAAAAACCCAGUUGCCCGGCCUGAAUCUGCUUCAAGUAGGAAGCGGAAGCGCCAUGACAACAAAUGGGGAGACGAUGAUGAUUGCCAAAUGGGAAUCAAUUUGCUGGGCAACAGUCUAGCCAAUAGGUUUCUCUUUGCUGGUAUCAAUGUCCUGCACUACAAGCAUGCACUUGAUCGUUUGGAUACCUUACUGGAUGUGUGGGGGAAAGAGUUGCGCUGUUUGCUUGAUGAAGGCUUUGAGUACGGUGGCCACACAUGGAAAGUGGCUGUCCUUGGUGUGACCGGAGAUGCCCCCUUCCUCAAAGAAGUUGGUUUCCACAACCGCUCGUUUCACAAUGUGCGAAAAUCUUCCCAAGCUACCACAGCACUACCAGGUAUUUGUUGGCUCUGCUCGGCGGGGAUGACUGGGGGCCCUCGGUUUGAAGACACAAGUAUCGUGAGUGCAGAGUGGAUACGUACUUCAGGUGUGGAUAACCCUAUCCCUUGGACUGUUCCGAGUCCUCUCCUGAUGCACUUGCCCAUUGACCAGCGUCGGCCAGCAGAAUUUUACAGACCAGACAUAUUUCACAUUUAUCACGCGGGGGUGGGCAAAGAUUUUUCAGCCAGUAGUUGCAUUUACUUUCUUUGGUCAAUCUUCAAAGCGCGGAAUAUUGAUUCUAGCCUGGAAACUGCUAACGCGGAACUACGUUCAUAUCUCAAUGCCACCAAAGAUCGGAUCAGUUUUUCCAAGUUGACUUUUGAACUCCUGGGAUACGAGUCUUCGAAGUCGUUCCCUGUUGGCCAUUGGUCCAAGAACUUGGACACUGCAACCAUGAUGAAAUUUGUGGAGAAGGUUGCCAAAGACCAUUUGCCUAUCUAUGCGGGCGAUGAAAUCUUGAAGUUAAUCGCUGAAGCUUCUGAGGCGAUCGGUACUUUCAUCAGAAUUUUAUUGAGUUCGGAAUAUUUCCUGACUCCACAGCAAGCUGGUGAAGCAAUCAAGUGUGGUCACUUUUUCCUUCUACGAUACAUGUCUUUGACCAAAGCGUGCAUGCGGAAUAAGCUGUGCCUCUUUUCAGUGAAACCGAAACUGCAUAUGCUUGCCCACCUAGUUCUCAGGAUGCUCUUGCAAUAUCGAAUAGACAAAGCAGCAGUCAUCAACUGCAUCAGCGAAUCAACAUUUAUGGCGGAGGAUUUCAUAGGGAAAGUUGCAAGAUUAUCGAGACGCGUUUCUCCCAGGUUGCAGGGUUUGAAGCUGCUUUACCGGUAUUUGAUUGCUAUUGAGCGAGCGAUGGACGCAGAAAAGUAG
This is a messenger RNA of Cladocopium goreaui, 3997 nucleotides long. The record is from the annotation of a GenBank genome assembly. Lineage: Eukaryota; Dinophyceae; Suessiales; Symbiodiniaceae.